This is a messenger RNA of Heterobilharzia americana, 3264 nucleotides long. The record is from the annotation of a GenBank genome assembly. Lineage: Eukaryota; Metazoa; Platyhelminthes; Trematoda; Strigeidida; Schistosomatidae.
AUGUCAUCUAAUGACGGUAAUUCACAACAUAAAGAGAGUUUAAUGCAUGAAAUCAACGCAUUGUUUGCUCCACCAACAAGUGAAUCAUACGGUAAAAAAGGUUCACUUCGUAUUCCAUCGUUUCGUCGAGCACGUAAAAGUAACGAAUCACACUCUAACAAUACGGAGACAAUCAGUUCAAAUUUAGAUCAUUAUCAGAUGCCUAUUGGUGUUAGUGGUGCCGGUGGUGGUGUUGGUGGUAGUGGUGGUAGUAAUAAUGGUCCAUCAACUAAGAGUGAUCCAUUUUGGAGGAAACCUCGAGCUAAUUGCCAUGAAUAUUGUGAUAGUUGUGGUUGUAUUGAAGGCGAACGACUUGUCUGUGAUCUAUGUCCAGCUAGUUUUCAUUUAGAAUGCCUUGAUCCUCCACUAGAUCCUGAUGAAGCACCUGUUGGUGUCUGGUUCUGUCAUCGGUGUUCAAUGCUAUUAAAGGAUGAAGAUGAUAAGACAUCAACAUCAAGUAGUCAAACUACUAUUAUUACAGAGACAGGAUCUUCACGUUGUGGUAAAAGUGGAGAAAAACGACGACAACAACAUUAUCCAACAUCAUCAUCAUCAUCAUCAUCAUCAUCGUCAUCAUCAUCAUCAUCAUCAUCAACAACAACAACAACAACAGGUGUAAUCAUCACAAUGGUGACAACAAACACUGUACAAUUGACUUCAACAGUUACCUCUUCUAUAAAUACUAAUACUAAUCAUAUACAAAGUUCAUUACAACAUUUUAUACAAUCACAACCAACGCCAAUAACACCAAUAACAACAACAACAAAUAAACGUCAUUAUGCAUUUCGUUCAACAAUAAAUGAAUCAAAUCAUUUAUAUAAUUGUCGUUCUAGUCGAUCAAUCCCUUGGGGUGAUUCUGCAUAUGUAGCUGAUAUUGAAGACUCUGAAUUACAAUCAUUAUGGGAAAUGAUUGAAUAUGCUCAGUAUCAAAAUCCUAAAGAAUUUGAAUUAUCAAAAGAUUUAAUGCCUAGUAUCAAACUUCCUGGUUCAUAUAAAACGUUAACAGAGCGUAAGAAUAAAAAUAUCAUUGAAUUAGAAAAUGGUAUUAUUCCACAACCUGUAAGACGUUGUUAUGUAUGUAUACGAACAUGUUUCUAUGCUCCUCUGUUACCAUGUGAUUAUUGUUCUGCUUGUUAUCAUUUAGAGUGUUUAAAUCCACCAUUAUCUUAUUAUCCAUCACGUUAUGAUAGAUGGAUGUGUCCUAAUCAUACAGAGCAUACAACUGAACGUUAUAUUAUACAAUCAAUUCGUUUAACUGAACGAAUGAGAAUAUGGAAUAUGUUAUCUAAGAAAACGGAAUUAUCAUCAAUCUAUAAUAAUGAUAAUGAUAAAUUGAUUGAAUCAUCUGAGAAGCUCAUUGAGAUACUUGAACAUCAUACUCCACCAUAUGAAUUAACUUAUACACCAGAUGAAGAAAGUAUUAUCCUAUCUGAUUUAAUGCGUACUAUUCAAAGGAAUAGUAAUGAAUUGGAGCAAUAUUAUCUAUGUCAACAGAGUAAAACUGUUGUAUCAAGUAUUUUAGACUCUAUUCUAUAUACUUCGGAUAGAUGUAGUCGUAAAGUUUAUAAUCCACGUGAUUUAUGGCGAUUAAAUAGACAAUUAACAGCGAAACGAAGAAAUAAUCAAAGUUAUAAUAAACAAUUAAGAAUUGUGGUACCGAAAGCAGUCAAAUGUUUAUAUAAUAACCCUGUAAAGAGAAUUCCUCGAGUUAAUGAAGCGAUGAGAACGACGACGUCGACGACAAUUUCUAUGGCGGAUGUCUCAAAUGCAGAUGAGAAAAACAUAUUCAUUCGUGGUCUCCUACAAUUUUAUCUACAAAAUACUUUGGAUGAACGAUCAUCUGAAGGGAAUUCACCGCCAUCAAUUGAAAAAAUAACUACCGAUACCACAACAUCAGAGUUAUUACCAUUAUCACCACCAUCACUACUACAAGAAACAUCCAGUAGUAAUCCAAUUCAAUCGUUAAAUAUUUCUCAAUCGAUAAAUGAUUCUACUGAAAUGGAGAUAACCUAUUUACCGACAUCAUCAUCAUCAUCCUUGUCAUUACCAUUACAAUCAACAACAACAGUAUUAUGUAAUAAUGAAGAGAAAUUGAGAGAUAAUAACGUGAAAGAAGAAAAUGUUGAACAUUCACAUUAUCCUCUACACUUGUGUACAAGUGUGGAUACACAGAGACAAGAAAUAGUAGACGAUACCGAUAUAGAUAUACUCCCAUCAAAAUUAGCCUGUUUAGAUCCACAACUAAUCUAUACACUAGCAGCUCAACGAAUUCGUCAUCUUUUUGGUAUUAAUUACAAUGUAAAAGAUGAAUUGAAUAUACUACUGAAUAAUUCGGCUUUUAUCAAUUCAGUAUUAUUAAAAAAUAAAGACAAAUGGUGUAUUUCUGACAAUGUGAAGAAAGAUAUCUCUAAGAAUUCUCAUAUUCUAGAGAGUUGUAUACGUGCAAGAGCUGUACUAUCACCAUGUGAUAACACCAAUGGUAGUGAAACACGUAUGCUCUACAGACAAUUAACUAUUGGUUCAUCACCAAAUUGUCAUCUAUGUUUAACCAAUUAUCAUUUAUCAUCUUCAACAUUAAUCAAUACUGAAUGUUGUUUCAUUUCAUCACAUCAUGCUACAAUCUUUUAUGAUGAUUGGACACAACAUUAUGAAUUAAUCAAUUAUAGUGAAUAUGGUACACGUGUAGAUGGUAUUGUCUAUGGGAAUGAUAUUGAAAGUAAAUCGAUUUAUAUAUCAAAGUCAUCAGAUCUUGUACAUCGUGUACGUAACCUUAUAAAUAGUGUCCCUGAGGAAAUAUCCCCAAGUGAAAAACCUACCAUCUCAGGACUUCGUACUUCACCACCGAAACGUGUAAUGAAAAUGUUGAGUAGACGACAUGAAGAGCUAUACCAUAUGACAUCAUUAUGUGAUUGUACAAGUUUAUAUUUUAAUAGGGAUGAUCAUGAAGAACUUCAUCAGACGUCGUUACCAUUGGAAAAGAUUAACAUGAUAGACGAUAAUCCUAUGUGGAAAAUAACUCAGCAUAAUAGUAAUAAUAAUAAUAAAGUGGAUAGAAGAGAAAUACUAUCCGGUUGGGAAGGUUCAGCUAUUCUACGACAUGGAUCAAUAAUUCAAGUUGGUUGUUAUAAAUUUGUAUUUGGAAUAAUUAAUUAUUCAUUACCACCACCGUCAUCAUCAUCAUCAUCAUCAUGUAUAUUAUCAUCAAAUAAUACUUUAACAAUAUAA